UCCUGCUUACCAGUGCCCAAUAUAGUCUGCGUUACACCCACUCUCAAUACUAUAUAUUCCCCGGCUCGACCCCAUCUCUCCAAUAUUGGAAACCCGACUUGGUUCACGUACUAGCGCCUGUCUGCCAGCGAACCCAUUCGCUUGUCUCAACAAAUAUCAAUCAUGUUGCAAACUAUCGAGCAAACGCACUCCGCAUCCGUACACUACGCGUCGCUGCCUACUCCUCCAGCAUCCACUGCUGGCUCACCGUCCACUUCGUCCGCAAACCUAUGCAAGACCACCGAGGUGGCCAUCCCUCACCGUCACCACAUUCUCAUCGUCACCGGUCCUGCAGGAUGCGGAAAGAGCACCAUUGCCAAGGUUCUCAGCAACCGUUACGGUUUCGAGUACAUUGAGGGCGAUGAGUACCACCCAAAAGCCAACAUCGACAAGAUGGCAGCCGGCAUUCCCCUAAACGACGAGGACCGUUGGGACUGGCUGAUCCUCCUGCGCGACCAGGCUCUCCAGGACCUCAAGAAAGGAGCAAAGGGCGUUGUCAUCACCUGUAGCGCUCUGAAGAAGAAGUACCGCGAUGUCAUCCGAACCGCCAGGCUGUACGAUGAGGAGCCGGACGCCAACGUGCACUUCGUAUACCUCCGUGCUGACAAGGAGACUCUCCUCGCCCGCGUCCGCGGCAGGCAAGGCCACUACAUGAAGGACAGCAUGGUUGAAAGCCAAUUCGCAGCGCUCGAGGAGCCCGAUGAGCUCGAGGUGAAGCAGCUCAAGGACGUCGAGAUUGUUGAUGUCAAGGGCGGCAUUGAGGAAGUGUCUCAACUUGCGUCUGAUGCCGUCGACAGGGUUCUUGUGUCCCGGUAGCGUCUGAACUCAGCUUCUUUCGUUCGGUAUUACCGUUUCUGGCUCUACCUGCAGAGCUGGUACUUUGAGCGUUCAGCAUUAGUGGCGUUGGGGUUUGGCUAUUUUUGGCGCAAUCUAUGCGAUAUAUACCCUUGCGAGACGGCUUGCAUUGGGCGUGGUGUUGUAGAUUACACUGUCAUUUCCACUUCACGUGGGUGAAGCUUAUGUUGAGAAGAGUGUGAGC
Molecule: messenger RNA, 1078 nt
Organism: Macroventuria anomochaeta
Lineage: Eukaryota; Fungi; Ascomycota; Dothideomycetes; Pleosporales; Didymellaceae
Product: carbohydrate kinase
Exons: 2
Coding region: 163-855 (230 amino acids)
Cellular component (GO): cytoplasm
Molecular function (GO): gluconokinase activity
Source: RefSeq, a predicted model, not a curated record